UAACCUUAAUGUUUGACAAUUUCAAAUGGUCUCUCUUAGCUUAAAUUUUACACUAAUAUACAAAGAGAUGAAUGAAAAGGUAAAUUAUAAUUACCAAAAAUGAGCAAAAUAUGGGUUUUUACGUUUUUAUUUAUUUUAUUAUUGUCCAAUAAGGUCAAAUGUAAUCGCCCGGAAUGCAUUAAACUGAAAACUGCAAUUACUCAAAACAUUGAACACAAUGGAUUCCACAGAGAUAUAUGGUGGUUAGUGGAAACUUCUGAACCAUCAACAGAAUCGUGGUUAAAAACAGAGUGCAAUCUAGCUCUCCGUUUGGAUGUUUCAAGGGAUAUGUAUGUCAAUCCAGAUGAAAUUGCUGAGCUGAAUAGAACUGGUGAACUUCAAGCCUUGAUAGAUGGAAAAGUCAAUGUUGAAAUACCUGCUCAUGAAGCCGACGAGCAUAUUUUGUACGUCUAUUUAAAUAACUCUUUAAUUAAAAAGUUAAUGCUCACAAUACCUAUUCACUUGAGAUAUCAAAGAAGCCAAAUCACUGGAGGAUUUGGAAAAGUUAAUUUACGUAAACCAAGUUUGCUUAUGUGGUGUCCUAAUAAUUUUAACAGUGUUUGUAAUGAUGGAUUAAAAGUUGAAGCUCCUUGUGAUGAAAAAUCCCAAGCAAGUUGUGUUUGGAAAAAUAUUUCCUAUCUUGCCCACUUUGAAGAUGCUGAACUUUUUGUACCAGUUGGAGAUUUGGAUCACUAUCCCCUAGUAUCAAUUCUCACACUGUUGUUAGGCUGUGCUGGUUGUAUUUAUAUAUUAAGUGUAUUAUCAACUACUUCUAUGUGAUGUAAUAAAACCAAAAAAACAUGCAUAUAUGUCAUGAGCAGCAUAUUUUAUUUAAAAAAUAAAUGUGCAAAAUAAAAUUUUUAUCUAAAAA
This is a messenger RNA of Diabrotica balteata, 910 nucleotides long. The record is from the annotation of a GenBank genome assembly. Lineage: Eukaryota; Metazoa; Arthropoda; Insecta; Coleoptera; Chrysomelidae.